AUGAUAACGCAUUUUGAUUUAGCUGAGAACGAGCUAGAAUUUCUACAUCCAAGUUUAGCAGCUAUGAUGCCAAACAUAGAAAAACUGGAUCUGUCUAAAAACCAACUUUUCAAAAUGGCUCAAGGACACAAAGUGUUAUUUGCACAAUUAUUGCUUUCAUUGCGCCAUCUUAAGAUAAUAAAUCUAUCGUCAAAUUAUCUAAGUACCAUACCGACAAAAAUGUUUAUAAAAAGUCAUAAUUUACAAUUUAUUGACCUUUCUUGGAACGGACUUGAACAGGUGACGUUUACCUUAAGCCAUUUAAUAAAUCUCGAAGUACUACUUCUACGGAACAACAAGAUUAAAGAUUUCGAUGUUUUAUCAAUGAGAAAUAUAGAUUCCGUCAUUGCCAAUAUCUCAUACAUGACACACAAUAAGUUAACAGUAUAUCUGGAGUAUAACCCUCUGUCGUGCUCAAAAUUCGAGACAGAAGCAUUUAUAAACUGGCUUUUAAGUACAAAGUCUGUGAAAAUUCCACUUUCCAAUCUAACAUGCAGUGACGAGAAUGGCUCUUUUAGAGCUAUUGAUCAAGCUACAUUCAAAUAUGUUCAAGGCAUUUGCAGGAGAAGAAUUAUUAUUAUUUCAACAAGCGCAGCUAGCGGACUUAUGGCCCUUGUCGCUCUUGUUACUAUAGUUGCCGUCUACAGAUAUCGAAAGAUGACUAAGAGGAAAGCAAACAGAAUAAAAUUGAUUAACAGAUUACGCAACGGAGAAACAUCAUGUGAAUAUGUUGUUUUCUUGUCUUACAGUGAACACGAUCAAAUCUUUGUAAAAGAUUAUCUGUAUGAAAAAUUGAAUGAAAAUCUAAAACAAAUGACGAGAAUAAAUAAAGAUUUAGUCUGCCAGUCUGAUGGAAGACAUGGUCAGAGUAUAAUACAGGAAAAUGGAAACUAUAUAUUGAAAUCCUGUGCAUUAAUUGCGGUCGUGACAGACAAUUAUCAUUGCGAUCCAAACUGCUUUUUCGAUUUAGAUUAUGCAUGCAGCCUUCUAAUGCCUAUAGUAAUAUUUAUAAAUGAAAAUACAGACAAAGCCAUAUUUGAACAGAAAAUGCUGAAGCCUUAUAUUAAAAAACCCAGAGUCACAUGGAAGUUUGAAAAUAAUCAGUACAACAUGAAUACAACAAUAGAAGAUCUUUGUUCUUCACUUUUAGACAUUAUUGCCAACAGUGGCAAGAUUGAGUAA
This is a messenger RNA of Ruditapes philippinarum (Manila clam), 1221 nucleotides long. RefSeq names its product toll-like receptor 3. The transcript has a single exon. Gene Ontology annotation, molecular function: protein binding. The record is from RefSeq and is a predicted model, not a curated record. NCBI's taxonomy places the organism in Eukaryota, Metazoa, Mollusca, Bivalvia, Venerida, Veneridae. The coding region runs from base 1 to 1221 and encodes 406 amino acids. Gene Ontology annotation, biological process: signal transduction.